GAGUAAGGCAGAAGCUUUUGCGGUAUUUACAUUCAGGACAGUUAAGUUUUGUUGCCGGGAUCAAAUAACAAGCUUUCAACUCAUUGAUUUUUUACAACACUAUCAUGAUGAGUUUGACAUUAUUUUUGCUACUUGGGAUCAGCGUCCUCAAAGGCAUUGAUUCAACCUGGAUAAGCAGUAAGACGGAAGACAAACCGGCACCACUGGAAGAAAUCAACAUUCUCAUGUUUGGUGCCCUUCAGUUCAGCAAUUCUCUCAAGCUUGCCUACGAAAGCACGGACGCAAAGAUAGCAAAGAUCACCAGCACUUUGAACAACCGUGAGGGCGCUCUGCUGGAGCUGAUGAAGCAGACAGAGCAGGCCUUGGAGGAAGAGAGACAGAUGAAAAGUGCGAUGCGGCUGCUGCGGGCACAGAUGGACAAACAAUACGCUCAAGCCAAGUUGACUAAAGACUGGCUGGCCGAGUUUGACAACGUUGAGGCAGAGCUCCGGCAGAAAGUGAAGAGAAUGGAGGCCCACUUGAACAGCAUAUCUCCUGGCAGGCUCAAGGAACUUCAGGAGAGAGCAGCUGAGAACGCCAUUAUUUUAAAAGGCUUACAGGACUUGACCCAGUUCCAACGGCAGAAUAUUGAGAGUCAUGAUCAACAACUUGGCAUAUUAGAAAAACUGGUUGGUCACUUUCAUUUAUUCAUUCAUUUAUAGAGUGAUCAUUUGUUUCUUACUUCAUUUCCUGAAAGUAUCAUCUCAUCCUGCAGGCAGAAGCUGCUUGAAUGCAGUUGACUACCGUUCUGCACUCCGCAUCACCGUUUGACUGUAAAUGUAUUUUUUUAUGAUGGCUAUGAAAAUGUUAACUUAUCUAUCGUAUAACGAAAACGUUUUCAAUUAAAAAGAAUAUGGAAACAGUAUUCAUCAACAGUUUUUGAGAAGAAGAAAAUUUUAAAACCAUAGGUGUGAUCAAUGUGUCCUUACAGUCAGUGCUUCCAUCUACGGUGUUGGUGGUGAGGAAAUGAAACCUAGUCACACUUUCAGUAAAUCAUGUCUGCAUUCACUGCAGCUCAUCAUUGGGACACCACCUUCAGUGCAUGACGACAUGAGUCAUGGGGUUUGCUCAGAUUUGUUUUCCACACAGAACUCUGAGUUCAAGAAUUCAUAACUACAUCCAAAGUCAUUGUACAAAUGAAUACCAUUGCGGUAAAACGUUUGUUUACCUGUAGAUGGUGUGCGGUGUGUAAACGUAGCGAGCUGGAAAUUCCAGCACAUUUUUCGUUGGGCGAACACGCGGGUCUGGGUAAGGCUUCACGUGGAGCAGCUCUGGCGACAGGCAGUAAUGAGGGGAGUCCGGUGCCGGGGAGAUGUCUAUCUUCAGUUGGGCUGAACAGGCACAACGAGAAAGACUUCAGAACAACGCACAUGAUCUUAUCAACUGAUUCAGUGUAAAACAGUCUGGCAAAAUGUCACAAAAUGUAUUGAGACACUAGUAUGACAUAUUUCAAAGCAAUGACAGAACCUGCAACCUUGCACUGACAACUACUGUCAAUACAUAGGCAAAUAUUAGCAAAAACAUUGAGAAUAGUGCAAAGUCCAACUUUACAAAUUGACAUGAACUGAUAUACAUCCUACAGUUAUUUUCUGACAUUGAGGUCCCAAAUGAUAAGCCAACUGAAGUCUGAAUUUCUAGCAAGAAACUGGGAUUUAGGGUUCAAUGGCAAGUUGCGUAUGCACAAAACAAAACACAAAAAUCAUGGCUGCAUUUAGCUCACCUGUAACCGGUCUUAGUCUCCUCAGAACUGAAGACGGUCUACGCAUGUCCGCCAAAUACUUGUAGAGGUCUUCAUCACUGAGUCUGUCCCCCUCCUGUUUGUAAUAAACAAAGACCAUGUGCAACGUUAAGAAGAAAAAAUGGUGAGGUGACCGACUUUCAAGAUGACUUCUCAGUUCCAUUGAAAGCAGACCUGCUUGAAAAAGUUUGUGACUGUCAAUGUUGCUGGGCGGAAAGUUGCGAAGUUACACAUGUCGUCCCCAAUACUCAUUCGCUCAUAGGCUUUUUUCUUUCUCUCAUUCCAUGUUCCAUGCCCUUUACGUUCUGAUGGAGACAUGAAAGAAAAAGCCAAGCCUGUGAAUGUGCAUUUAAAAAAAAAUGUAAACAUUGUUCCGUAUGUGUAACUUAGUAUUACCUGAGUCGGAGUCUGAAUCUGUGCGAUCUAGACCUCCCACACUGCUGACAAUGUUGAGAAGGUGGAUGGCUGUCCAAGCGAAGGGCAUUCGAAAACAGCCCAGACGACUGCAGGAUUGCUCGGCUUGUUGGCGAAGCUUGUCUAGUUUCUCUUUGUGCUGCAGAUGUAACAAAGAAAAUAUAAAUAUAUUAGCAAAAAUAAAUUAUGGGAAUCAGAAUGUAUUCAUUUUCCUAGAUUCCAAAGUUAAUGAAGAUGCUUUAAACUUUACAAAGAACAUUAAUUUAUAAUCCCUUGACUGAAGAGAUGGUCAGUGCAGCCAACAUUGAUCAAACAUCUGCUCAUAUGCCAUGUGAACUUACCAAAGAGGAAAGUAAAUAUUACAUGUAGCGAGACAGUAUUGGGUAAUUUGGCAAGAACACAUGAACCUGGCAUGUUUAUCUUGCAACAGUUUGCAGCAGCUCACCUUGGUGGAAUCAGAUUCCUUCAUGACCAUGUAGGGUUCACAGCACUCUCCAAUGUCGCCCUGCUGAAGCACUUUCUCCAGCUGAAAUCAAAACAUAAAAACAUUUUUAGUACUUCAAAAAAAAAAAAAAAAAAAAAAGGUAAGAGAUAAGAUACUGGGUAACUGCUAUCAAACAGUUAGCAUCAGAAAGUUGUGAACAUAUUUUUAAACUGAAUAAAGUGUAACUGUAAACUGAAUAAAAUUUAGCCAGAAUGCAACUGCUACAGGAUAGUUUGCUGUGACAAAACUCAAACAUAGAAGACUGUAUUUUAAACAGAUCUUGAUUGAAUACAAUAUUAUUUAUUAUUUUCUUGGAGGUCAUAGAAAACUUCUGGCUCAGGCAGUGACUGAUUUCUCUCAGUACCUUAAUGACCAAGAAGAUAUCAGCAGAAGGAUAUGUGAUGGAGAAGAUGGCGGAGCGGGCCAGAGUGGAAAUGGCAAUGUGAGGCGUGUGUGGUUUGAGCAUCCCUUUCAUCUGAUCUGAGUUCAGGUCGAAGUAGAAAUUCUCUGAGAUCUGUUGGAGAGAACAAUGAGAUAAGCGGGGGAGAAGGGGAGGGGCGGAGGGAGUAUGAUAAUGAAAAUGCACAUCAGGGAAUUGUUAAUUUAGUUUGGACUGGGUGAUCGAAACUACAAUAUCACUUAGGCUCUUGUGAGGCCCGGGAAAUCCAAUAAGCCAAGCAUGAGCUCAGCAUUACGCAAGCGGUUUAACAGAAUCAAAGUCACCAAAGUAACUUGAUUGCACAGACGGAAAAAAAAAGAAAAAGAAAAAAGCAUACCUUCUUUUUUUCCUUGACAUCAUACAGGGCAAGUGAUCCGAAUAUUGGCUCGAUCUCUAUUUCAAACCUAAGAAAAUACAUGUAUUUGGGGGUUUAAAAAAAAGAGGAACGAACAGAGGCCGAGCAGAAAAACAUGAACCUGACUCACUUCAGAGACAGACACUUGACCAUUAUCCUUUGGCCACAAUGUUCUUUGGGCACUUCAGGGAGAGAACAUCUCUCCACGGCUUCAUCCUGCCUCACAGAGAAUAAGGUCAUGUUCAAGACACACACUGGCACAUUUCACCAGAUGUCAUGGCAACGCAGCAGCAAGGAAAGGCGAUUGUGCAUGAGCAUACAAGGAAAGAGAAAACCAAAGAGAAAAGCAAACAUCUUUAAAACAUCUUUUCAGGUUUGCUAUCCUUGGAAAUGAACAAGAAACUAACAUUUAAAUAGAUAGGGAUUGUUGAAAGAAUAGUGAAAGGCCUGGUACACGGACAAUCAAACGUAGCUCUUCAUCUUCGGUCGUAUUCAGUGUAAAAUAUACAUCAUUGUU
Synchiropus splendidus (mandarinfish) is the source of this 3986-nucleotide messenger RNA. It is a transcript of the gene angptl8, whose product is annotated as angiopoietin like 8. Lineage: Eukaryota; Metazoa; Chordata; Actinopteri; Syngnathiformes; Callionymidae. Bases 105 to 701 code for a protein of 198 amino acids. The record is from RefSeq and is a predicted model, not a curated record. The transcript has 3 exons. Gene Ontology annotation, biological process: triglyceride homeostasis; regulation of lipid metabolic process.